Messenger RNA from Athene cunicularia (burrowing owl), 2712 nucleotides. RefSeq names its product proline and arginine rich end leucine rich repeat protein (gene PRELP). Gene Ontology annotation, cellular component: extracellular exosome. The transcript has 3 exons. Gene Ontology annotation, molecular function: heparin binding; protein binding. The record is from RefSeq and is a predicted model, not a curated record. Bases 298 to 1413 code for a protein of 371 amino acids. Lineage: Eukaryota; Metazoa; Chordata; Aves; Strigiformes; Strigidae.
ACCCGAGCUGUCCUGCCCGUCGGGGAGUGGUGAGAAAGGUCGAGCGGCGACAUUUGCAGCACGGGCCCUGUGCCAUGGCUCUGGCCGCGGAUUCGGCAGCCGGUGCUCGUGCAGAAUCAGGGUGUGGGAUUUUGAAAUCUGUCUUCUUGCAUUCACGCCAGUAAAUUCAACUGCAUGAAACUGGAUGGAGAACAGACUGCCGACUGUGUCGGGUUCCAGAGAGAGCUGGCUUUCAACCUUCCAGCGUGUUGGAGGCAAUUGUAGAGCUUGUGGUGGCCCCAGGGAAACAUCUGGACCAUGAAGGUGGCCUUCAGAUUGCUUCUCCCGCUUGUUCUUGUGCUGAUCUCGGAGGUGAGCGGGCAGCGGAGGAAGCCUCCAAGGAAACCCACCCGCCCGCCUCCUGAGUUCAUUGAGCCCGUCGAGCCCACAGAGCUGCCUCCACCCCUACCACCAGGCCCCCCCUCCAUCUUUCCAGACUGCCCCCGAGAAUGCUACUGCCCCCCAGACUUCCCCUCCGCCCUCUACUGUGACAGCCGCAACCUGCGGAAGGUCCCCAUCAUCCCAUCCCGCAUCCACUACCUCUACCUCCAGAACAACUUCAUCGAUGAUCUCCCGGAGGAGUCCUUCAGGAACGCCACAGAGCUGAAAUGGGUCAACCUAGACAACAAUCGCAUCCGGAAGGUGGACAGGCGGGUCCUGGAGAAGCUGGAAAACCUCAUCUUCCUCUACAUGGAGAAGAACCAGCUCAAGGAGGUGCCUUCCUUCCUGCCACCCAACCUGGAGCAGCUGCGUCUGAGCAGGAACCAGAUCUCCAAGAUCCCUGCUGGCGUCUUCAACAAGCUGGAGAACCUGGUGCUCUUGGAUCUGCACCACAACAAGCUAAGCGAUGGGGUCUUCAACAAAAACACCUUCAAGGGACUCAAGAACCUCAUGCAACUCAAUCUGGCCCACAACAUCCUGAGGAAAAUGCCCCCCGGGGUACCCAGUGCCAUCCACCAGCUCUUCCUGGACAGGAACAACAUUGAGGAUAUCCCCAGUGACUACUUCAAGGAGUUCCCCAACCUGGCAUUCAUCCGGCUCAACUACAACCAGAUCUCCGACAAGGGGCUCCCCAAGAACUCCUUCAACCUCACCAACUUGCUGGUGUUGCACCUGGCCCACAACAAGCUCACCAACGUCCCUUUCAUCAGCCCCAAGCUGGAGCACCUCUACCUGAAUAACAACUCUAUUGAAAAAAUCAACGGGACGCAGAUCUGCCCCACCUCGCUGGUGUCCAUCCACGACUUCUCCCCCUCCGACCUGGAUAGCGUGCCCCGGCUCCGCUACCUGCGGCUGGAUGGGAACCUCCUGAAACCUCCCAUCCCCUUGGACCUGAUGAUGUGUUUCCGUCUCCUGCAGUCCGUGGUUUUCUAGCCCUGCCCAGCAGCGCACCUCUCCCAGGACUUGGCUUUGCACAGAGACUCGAACCCUGUCUAUGUUUGACACGUGGGACCCUCUUUGUCUCCCUCUUCCCCUGCUCACACCCCGUCUCCAUCCCUCUUCCCUCUCCCCCUUUCCUCCCCGGCGAUGGCCGUGGACACGCGUGGUAUGGGCAUCCUUGGGGACCGCUGUCUGCAGGACAGCCCCGCGUCGCAGCAGCCAUCCCAGGUCACGGCAUCAGCCCGGGGUGGCUGCCACGCUCACCCCAGUUCCCUGCCUGCGGGCCCUGCCUUCUCUGCCCUCACCCUGCCCUGGAGCUGGCUCUGUUUUCUCCCCUUCCACCAGGCAGAGUUUCAGGAGGUUGGAUUAGGUCCAAGCCAAGAGCAUCACCGGAUGGAGCUGACGAGGGAGCCCAGGGGUCACCUUGCUGCGGGACUCGGGUCACAGCAUCACUCGGGGUGGCUGCCCCCUGAGAGCCUGCCGUGUCCCUGGGGAAAAAUCCCCAGUGACGGAGGCGGAGCUGGUGUGCCGAGGGUGCAGGUGGCCACCCUGCAGCCCUGGGGCGUCGGGCGAUGCCAGCCGGGCGUACCGGGCGGCUGAGGGAGCAGGAUCCGUGCGGCGGAGGGUGGCUGGGGCUGGCACCGACCGGCAGGACCGGCAACGACACCUCGUGGCCACAGCCACGUCCCGGGGCCCCGGGCGAGGGACACGCUCCUCCCGCCUGGGCCCUCCUGGGGGCCCUUGGCCUUGGCUCCGCAUUGCUCCGGGCUUAUUCCCUCGUGGUGGUGUGAACUCGCCAGGACAGAGUGCGGAGGGUGUCCCGCACCCUCCUUUGCAAGACCAGCCCCCUCCCCAGCUUUCAUCCCUCCCAGGCUCCCCCCAGCAGCAUCAAUCCAUGGUGUCGCAGCCCCCUCCCAGCACCCAGCACCCUCCGGCCGCCCCGUGCUGUGGAGAUGCCGGGCUCAGCGCCGCGGCCGCACUCUGCUCCUGCCAGCUACCCCCUGCCCUCCCCACGCCUGGGGACCCCAGUGCUGGUGACCUGCCCCGGACACGGGGCCCCCCUGGGGGCAGAGCAGAGCCAGGGGCUUUGCAGCAGUGCCAGUGGGACACUUAACUCUCAUAUUGAGGUGCCUGGGGCCAGAUGCUGACGUGGGUGUAAGACCCCAAGUUGACCCGUGAGAUCUCCGCUCUGCUCUCACACCUCUACUCCCAUCUCCUGUUUUACUCUCUGUUGCUUUCUUGAACCAAACACACGUGACUGGUUUUGCCUUUGUUGUUGUUGUUGUUUGUUUU